Molecule: messenger RNA, 4965 nt
Organism: Acanthosepion pharaonis
Lineage: Eukaryota; Metazoa; Mollusca; Cephalopoda; Sepiida; Sepiidae
Source: the annotation of a GenBank genome assembly
AUGGACAAAAGCUUUCACUCAGGCUGGAAUGUCUGUAAUGCUGGGAAAAACGUCUAUGUUUCUCUCUCCUUGUAUUUCAAUCCAUUUGUAUUUCUCUUUGUGUCUCAGUCUAAUCCUUUGUCCCUAUUUUGGUCUAUGUUUGUCUCUCUCUCUGUAUUUCAAUCCAUUUGUAUUUCUUUGUAUCUCAGUCUAAUCAUUUGUCUCUAUUUUGGUCUAUGUUUCUCUUUUUGCAUUUCAAUCCAUUUGUAUCUCUCUGUGUCUCAGUCUAAUCCUUUGUCCCUAUUUUGGUCUAUGUUUGUCUCUCUCUCUGUAUUUCAAUCCAUUUGUAUUUCUUUGUAUCUCAGUCUAAUCAUUUGUCUCUAUUUUGGUCUAUGUUUCUCUUUUUUGCAUUUCAAUCCAUUUGUAUCUCUCUCUGUGUCUCAGUCUAAUCCUUUGUCCCUAUUUUUGGUCUAUGUUUGUCUCUCUCUUCUAAUCAUUUGUCUCUAUUUUGGUCUAUGUUUCUCUUUUUGCAUUUCAAUCCAUUUGUAUCUCUCUGUGUCUCAGUCUAAUCCUUUGUCCCUAUUUUGGUCUAUGUUUGUCUCUCUCUCUGUAUUUCAAUCCAUUUGUAUUUCUUUGUAUCUCAGUCUAAUCAUUUGUCUCUAUUUUGGUCUAUGUUUCUCUUUUUCAUUUCAAUCCAUUUGUAUCUCUCUGUGUCUCAGUCUAAUCCUUUGUCCCUAUUUUGGUCUAUGUUUGUCUCUCUCUCUGUAUUUCAAUCCAUUUGUAUUUCUCUCUGUGUCUCAGUCUAAUCAUUUGUCUCUAUUUUGGUCUAUGUUUCUCUUUUUGCAUUUCAAUCCAUUUGUAUCUCUCUGUGUCUCAUCUAAUCCUUUGUCGAUUUUUUGGUCUAUGUUUGUCUCUCUCUCUGUAUUUCAAUCCAUUUGUAUUUCUUUGUAUCUCAGUCUAAUCAUUUGUCUCUAUUUUGGUCUAUGUUUCUCUUUUUGCAUUUCAAUCCAUUUGUAUCUCUCUGUGUCUCAGUCUAAUCCUUUGUCCCUAUUUUGUCUAAUCCUUUGUCCCUAUUUUGGUCUAUGUUUGUCUCUCUCUCUGUAUUUCAAUCCAUUUGUAUUUCUCUCUGUGUCUCAGUCUAAUCAUUUGUCUCUAUUUUUUGGUCUAUGUUUCUCUUUUGCAUUUCAAUCCAUUUGUAUCUCUCUGUGUCUCAGUCUAAUCCUUUGUCCCUAUUUUGGUCUAUGUUUGUCUCUCUCUCUUCUAAUCAUUUGUCUCUAUUUUGGUCUAUGUUUCUCUUUUUGCAUUUCAAUCCAUUUGUAUCUCUCUGUGUCUCAGUCUAAUCCUUUGUCCCUAUUUUGGUCUAUGUUUGUCUCUCUCUCUGUAUUUCAAUCCAUUUGUAUUUCUUUGUAUCUCAGUCUAAUCAUUUGUCUCUAUUUUGGUCUAUGUUUCUCUUUUUGCAUUUCAAUCCAUUUGUAUCUCUCUGUGUCUCAGUCUAAUCUUUUGUCCCUAUUUUGGUCUAUGUUUGUCUCUCUCUCUGUAUUUCAAUCCAUUUGUAUUUCUCUCUGUGUCUCAUCUAAUCCUUUGUCCCUAUUUUGGUCUAUGUUUGUCUCUCUCUCUGUAUUUCAAUCCAUUUGUAUUUCUUUGUAUCUCAGUCUAAUCAUUUGUCUCUAUUUUGGUCUAUGUUUCUCUUUUGCAUUUCAAUCCAUUUGUAUCUCUCUGUGUCUCAGUCUAAUCCUUUGUCCCUAUUUUUGGUCUAUGUUUUGUCUCUCUCUCUGUAUUUCAAUCCAUUUGUAUUUCUUUGUAUCUCAUCUAAUCUUUUGUCCCUAUUUUGGUCUAUGUUUUCUCUCUCUCUGUAUUUCAAUCCAUUUGUAUUUCUUUGUAUCUCAGUCUAAUCAUUUGUCUCUAUUUUGGUCUAUGUUUUUCUUUUUUUCAUUUCAAUCCAUUUGUAUCUCUCUGUGUCUCAGUCUAAUCCUUUGUCCCUAUUUUGGUCUAUGUUUGUCUCUCUCUCUGUAUUUCAAUCCAUUUGUAUUUCUCUCUGUGUCUCAGUCUAAUCAUUUGUCUCUAUUUUUUGGUCUAUGUUUCUCUUUUUGCAUUUUCAAUCCAUUUGUAUCUCUCUGUGUCUCAUCUAAUCAUUUGUCUCUAUUUUGGUCUAUGUUUCUCUUUUUUGCAUUUCAAUCCAUUUGUAUCUCUCUGUGUCUCAGUCUAAUCCUUUGUCCCUAUUUUGGUCUAUGUUUGUCUCUCUCUCUGUAUUUCAAUCCAUUUGUAUUUCUCUCUGUGUCUCAGUCUAAUCAUUUGUCUCUAUUUUGUCUAAUCAUUUGUCUCUAUUUUGGUCUAUGUUUCUCUUUUUGCAUUUCAAUCCAUUUGUAUCUCUCUGUGUCUCAGUCUAAUCCUUUUGUCCCUAUUUUUGGUCUAUGUUUGUCUCUCUCUCUCUCUGUAUUUUCAAUCCAUUUGUAUUUCUCUCUUCUAAUCCUUUGUCCCUAUUUUGGUCUAUGUUUCUCUCUCUCUGUAUUUCAAUCCAUUUUAUUUCUCUCUGUGUCUCAGUCUAAUCAUUUGUCUCUAUUUUUGGUCUAUGUUUCUCUUUUUGCAUUUCAAUCCAUUUGUAUCUCUCUGUGUCUCAGUCUAAUCCUUUGUCCCUAUUUUGGUCUAUGUUUGUCUCUCUCUCUGUAUUUCAAUCCAUUUGUAUUUCUCUCUGUGUCUCAGUCUAAUCAUUUGUCUCUCUAUUUUGGUCUAUGUUUCUCUUUUGCAUUUCAAUCCAUUUGUAUCUCUCUGUGUCUCAGUCUAAUCCUUUGUCCCUAUUUUGGUCUAUGUUUGUCUCUCUCUGUAUUUCAAUCCAUUUUGUAUUUUCAAUCAUUUAAUCAUUUCUCUAUUUGUAUCUAUGUUUCUCUUUCUAAUCAUUUGUCUCUAUUUUGGUCUAUGUUUGUCUCUUUCUCUGUAUUUUUCCAUUUGUAUUUCCAUUUGUAUUUCUCUCUAUUUUGUCUCUCUUUUCAUUUAAUCCUUUGUCCUCUGUGUCGAUUUCCUUUGGUCUAUGUUUGUCUCUCUCUCUGUAUUUCAAUCCAUUUGUAUUUCUCUCUGUGUCUCAGUCUAAUCAUUUGUCUCUAUUUUGGUCUAUGUUUCUCUUUUUGCAUUUCAAUCCAUUUGUAUCUCUCUGUGUCUCAGUCUAAUCCUUUGUCCCUAUUUUGGUCUAUGUUUGUCUCUCUCUCUGUCUUUUGCAUUUCAAUCCAUUUUGUAUUUCUCUUUCUUCUUUAUCUCAGUCCAAUCAUUUGUCUCAUUUAUCCCUAUUUUUGGUCUAUGUUUCUCAAUUUUUGCAUUUCAAUCCAUUUGUAUCUCUCUGUGUCUCAGUCUAAUCCUUUUGUCCCUAUUUUGGUCUUUUUGUUUGUCUCUCUCUCUGUAUUUCAAUCCAUUUGUAUUUCUCUCUGUGUCUCAUCUAAUCCUUUGUCCCUAUUUUUGGUCUAUGUUUGUCUCUCUCUCUGUAUUUCAAUCCAUUUGUAUUUCUCUCUGUGUCUCAGUCUAAUCAUUUGUCUCUAUUUUGGUCUAUUUUUCUCUUUUUGCAUUUCAAUCCAUUUGUAUCUCUCUGUGUCUCAGUCUAAUCCUUUCUCCCUAUUUUUGGUCUAUGUUUGUCUCUCUCUGUAUUUCAAUUCAUUUGUAUUUUCUUUGUAUCUCAGUCUAAUCAUUUGUCUCUAUUUUGGUCUAUGUUUCUCUUUUUGCAUUUCAAUCCAUUUGUAUCUCUCUGUGUCUCAGUCUAAUCCUUUGUCCCUUUUUUUGGUCUAUGUUUGUCUCUCUCUCUGUAUUUCAAUCCAUUUGUAUUUCUCUCUGUGUCUCAGUCUAAUCAUUUGUCUCUAUUUUGGUCUAUGUUUCUCUUUUUGCAUUUCAAUCCAUUUGUAUCUCUCUGUGUCUCAGUCUAAUCCUUUGUCCCUAUUUUGGUCUAUGUUUGUCUCUCUCUCUGUAUUUCAAUCCAUUUGUAUUUCUCUCUGUGUCUCAUCUAAUCCUUUGUCCCGAUUUUGGUCUAUGUUUGUCUCUCUCUCUGUAUUUUCAAUCCAUUUGUAUUUCUCUCUGUGUCUCAGUCUAAUCAUUUUGUCUCUAUUUUGGUCUAUGUUUCUCUUUUGCAUUUCAAUCCAUUUGUAUCUCUCUGUGUCUCAGUCUAAUCCUUUGUCCCUAUUUUGGUCUAUGUUUGUCUCUCUCUCUUCUAAUCAUUUGUCUCUAUUUUUUUGGUCUAUGUUUCUCUUUUUUGCAUUUCAAUCCAUUUGUAUCUCUCUGUGUCUCAGUCUAAUCCUUUGUCCCUAUUUUGGUCUAUGUUUUUCUCUCUCUCUGUAUUUCAAUCCAUUUGUAUUUCUCUCUGUGUCUCAGUCUAAUCAUUUGUCUCUAUUUUGGUCUAUGUUUCUCUUUUUUGCAUUUCAAUCCAUUUGUAUCUCUCUGUGUCUCAGUCUAAUCCUUUGUCCCUAUUUUGGUCUAUGUUUGUCUCUCUCUCUGUAUUUCAAUCCAUUUGUAUUUCUUUGUAUCUCAUCUAAUCCUUUGUCCCGAUUUUGGUCUAUGUUUGUCUCUCUCUCUGUAUUUUCAAUCCAUUUGUAUUUCUCUCUGUGUCUCAGUCUAAUCAUUUGUCUCUAUUUUGGUCUAUGUUUCUCUUUUUUUUUUGCAUUUCAAUCCAUUUGUAUCUCUCUGUGUCUCAGUCUAAUCCUUUGUCCCUAUUUUUUGGUCUGUUUGUCUCUCUCUCUGUAUUUCAAUCCAUUUGUAUUUCUCUUUGUAUCUCAGUCUAAUCAUUUGUCUCUAUUUUGGUCUAUGUUUCUCUUUUUCAUUUCAAUCCAUUUGUAUCUCUCUGUGUCUCAGUCUAAUCCUUUGUCCCUAUUUUGGUCUAUGUUUGUCUCUCUCUCUGUAUUUCAAUCCAUUUGUAUUUCUCUUGUAUCUCAGUCUAAUCAUUUUGUCUCUAUUUUUUGGUCUAUGUUUCUCUUUUUGCAUUUCAAUCCAUUUGUAUCUCUCUGUGUCUCAGUCUAA